Messenger RNA from Daldinia loculata, 3514 nucleotides. RefSeq names its product heterokaryon incompatibility protein-domain-containing protein. The coding region runs from base 550 to 3090 and encodes 846 amino acids. Lineage: Eukaryota; Fungi; Ascomycota; Sordariomycetes; Xylariales; Hypoxylaceae. The record is from RefSeq and is a predicted model, not a curated record. The transcript is spliced from 3 exons.
AGUUCUUCCGCAGAGUCUUCGCACUUCAACAAGUCAACAUGUUAGGACGUCAGCAGCUCUAUCAAAAUGAGUUUCGCUAUAACCUUCUUUCUACAGAGCUACACAGGGAACAAGGUGCCCUCCGCAUUCCUUACAGGUGACGCAAACCGCGAGUGGUUUGCCUUAGAAAAAAGCCUUGAGGAACAAAGCUUAGAUGCGAAAGGAAAAAAAUAUUUUCAGGUGCUCGAAUCAUUCAUAGCUAAUAGGAAGAGAUUCCCAUGGAAUACCUACUUGGAGGCUAACUCAAGUGCGGGGGUUCGGGGUAUAUCGGUAUGAUAGGCGACCAGAAGUGACUGCUAGUCAUCGGCGAGGGCCGCUAUGGAUGUUCAUUUCUGAGCAGAAGUUAGCCAGCGCCUGAUAGCCUGGAGAGUGAGGUUUGGGCUCCUAAUCCUCAUCAUCACCCUUAUAAAUCGCAGCCUGACUUGUUUGGACAUCGUCCACAUUAGCAGCUAUACUCUUAGUAGUAUAUGGCUUCCAGGGAAUCGAGUACAAAUCGUUAGUAUAUUAACCAUGGGUCGGGAUAUGAAAGGAAAUAUCGCUGAGACUGCCGAGACUAAGACGCUGCUCUUGCCGCCUCCUCUCCUCCCGGUUCCCUACGAUGCCGCCCUCCCCGGCGACGAGCUAUGCUCGGCUUGCGCUGCAUUAAAGCUAACGACCCGGCGCUUUAUCGUCUUCCCCGACGAUCCCGAAUACAAGCAAUGGACAGAGAAAAUCUCCAAGCCCGUGCAUCACGCCUCUAUCGCCGAUAUUCGGAGCCGCACCCACUGUCCUCUCUGCCGACUUCUUCUCAUAGCGCUUGGCGGCGAACGCGUCCCCGAUGUCGAUCGUCGCAACCGGGCUGUGCAGGUCGGCAUCAGCUGGGGCACUGACGGGCACGCGCCGUCGCUCGACGAACAAUGGGCCACCCUCAGUGACAUUCGCGCCAUAUGGCCUGAGCUUAUCGUCGAGGGCGGCAAUCCUGCCGACAUCGACAUCGAGACGGUGACCAUUUCUCCACAGAUCACCCUGCUGCUUAACGACGCGCCAGCCGACACGCCCCCCGCCGCCUUCCCCUUCCUCCCGCGCCCGAUGCGCCGCGACUAUAUCGACUUUGACCUCGUGCGCUACUGGUUAGCCAUAUGUGAGACGCGCCAUCGCCGAGUGUGCCACUCCAAGCGUAUCAUGCGCGAGAUGGACUGGGGCUCGCCUGUGAUGGUCGUCCCGGACUUUCGCUGCGUUGAUCUCGAGGAGGACUGCCUCGUGCGUCUCCGCGGCGUGGACACCGACCUGCGGUAUGCUGCCCUCAGCUACGUCUGGGGCCAGGGCGGUGCCGACAAGGACUUUUUCAAAACUCUAACUGCCAAUGUUAUCGAACGCGAGACGCCCGGCUUCUUCGCCCGUAACGAGAGCCAAGACUGCCUGCCGGCCACAAUCCGCGAUGCCAUGACGGUGGUGCGGAGACUAGGCCUGCGGUAUAUCUGGAUAGACAGCCUGUGUAUCGUGCAGGACGGUCAAGGAGAGGAUUGGCUUAAGGCAAUCCAGAAUAUGGACUUGGUGUACGGCGCUGCCUACGUGGUCAUAUGUGCGGUAGGUAGCGCAAGUGCAUUCGAGGGCAUUAAGGGCGUUGAGAAGAAGCGCGGAUCGCGUAGUAAUGUGCGGAACAUAGAGCAGAUUGCUGACGGCUUUCGACUCGCCUAUUGUAGGGGCAUCGACACUGAAUUGGAGGACUUGACAUACUAUACCCGCGGGUGGACUUACCAGGAGCAGCAUUUUGCCUGCCGCGCCCUUAUCUUCACCGACGACUCCGUCAGCCUCCAAUGCCGUUGCAAGGUACACUUUUCAGAGGACACAUUUGAGGAUACAACAGAGAUCAAAAAGCCGCCCAGGGCGUCCUUCGCGGGCAACGACAACGACAUUGGCGAUAUCGUUGAACGCCACAUCCAAAACUAUUCAGAGCGCCACCUAACCGAAGCAACGGACAUCUACCGUGCCUUUGCGGGCGUCGCGCGUCAAAUCUGCCGUAACUUGAAGUCGGAUCUGUGCCACGGUUUACCGGCGCGCUUCUUCGACUGGUUCUUACUCUGGGAGCCACUGAAGGAAGAUGCUCCGCGGCGUCGGGCCAUCGCGCCGAGCUGGUCGUGGGCCGGGUGGCACGAUCCUGCGUGGUCGCGCAUCUGGGACUGGUAUACGCGUGACAUUAAGGUCGUGCGGCACGGUAUUAGGAAGCGUACUUGGAUCAUGUGGUACCAACGCAAGGGACAUGAGUCGACGAGUUGUGAGCUCGUGUGGAGACACUACAAGGAUGGCAAGGGGAGGGAGUUGAACUUUUACGGCGGGCCGGUGCGCAAGAAGGAGCGCUUUGCGCUUGCCAUUGAUUGCUCGACCACUGAGCCGACAGCCCGGACGCUGACGGGAGACGGACUGCCGCAGUAUACGGAUGAUAUUCUUAGCGAAACCCCGGGGUCCGGACUUUUGCAGUUCUGGACCGUGUCGGCCACGUUCGAGCUGCGUCGGGUCGGGAAGGGCGACGAUGGCGUCUACGGGCAGCGAGUCCCGAGACAACAGGCAGAAACUUCCUCCGAAUCCUCUGAUGAUAAUAAUGAUGAUUAUGACUCUGGCUUUAACGACGACGAAGACGAUAAGGACGAUGAUUAUGACUCUGACUUUGACGAUGACGAUGACGAUGAUUAUGACUCCGAGUCUAAUGAUGAUGAAGAUGACGAUUACGAUCCUGAUAAACAACCCGGAAUCAAGCUCAUCAUAGCUGGACAGUCGGGCCUUGCACUCGGCCGCAUUUACGUGCCGACCAACUGGAGCGGGCUCUCCGAGCUCGACGCGUCGAACGGCGGCCCGUACCGACGCGAGUUCGUGGUUCUCUGCGAGGCUCGCGACGAGCGGGCGAAGUACUCUAACCUCGUCGACGAGGAUGGUGGGUGGCGCUAUCGCAUUAUGUUGGUGGAUCCCAAGUGCGGAGGGCAGUACUUUGAGAAGGUAUCGGUCGGAUCUGUUGGCUUGGGAGACUUGAAUGAGGCGGUUGGAGGACUGGUUUGGAAGGAGUUCAUUCUCGGGUGAGUGAAGUGGAAAAAAGGGGUUGGGACCGUGAUUUUAGUGAUAGUAGCAUUUCUAGAAUCUACCUUCUCGUCCUCUUUCUUCUGAAUACGUCCCGAUUACGUAGUAAGCUUCGUUUAUCUCUUAAUUCCUCUACAUCCCUGAGUCUUGCGUACCUUUUCACAACCUACCAGGUUGUUCAAACGAUACGGCUGCAAAGGUUACGAUUUUGUGGGUAGUAGGUAGCUUCAGGAGCCAAGAGAAAAGGCGAGCGUUGAGGGCGAAUCGAUUCUUCUGUUCCAACAUCACAUUGUCGAGGCCUUCGUGAUCUUGUUACCAGCUCUACCCACCUGUAUGCACGCAAAGCUAUUGGUUCCACUCGAGAGGCUCAGACAACACAGCAUUAAUAAUGAUAUAGCAUAGAUAGGUAGGUUGCACAGAAUCUAGG